Molecule: messenger RNA, 1391 nt
Organism: Centruroides sculpturatus (bark scorpion)
Lineage: Eukaryota; Metazoa; Arthropoda; Arachnida; Scorpiones; Buthidae
Exons: 5
Coding region: 251-1351 (366 amino acids)
Cellular component (GO): acetylcholine-gated channel complex
Source: RefSeq, a predicted model, not a curated record
UUCUUUUUUUGAACGACGGACACGUGAUUAGCCCGGAGAUUAUCGCAAUAUUUGAUUGGCAAAACGGAAAUAAUUGAUUCGUGGUAGGUGCUAUCAGAAUAUUCGUUGUAAACACGACAAUCAAGGAGAGGCGGUUAUCGGCGGAGGGUACAAAGUCCGAUCCUUUGUAAGCUAUGAGAUGACACCUCGGUACUGUACCUGGGUAUUAUGGUCACUUAAAUCCAAUUGUUGCACCGAUUUUUAAAGAGUCAUGGUGCAGUUAUGCUUCCACAUGUUACAUGUAUGCUUUGUCUUACUAAUUAGCACAUUCCAGAUGUGUAGAGGUGUGGAAACGAAGAACUGGAGUCGUGAACGGUAUCCGAACCCACUCCUCACUCCUUCGAACUGUUCGCGUAACGAUCCGUCCUACGUCUGUGAUCCGGAUAACGUACUGGGAGAUGGAGAAGCCGAUAAAUUGGACUUCAUUAUAACGAGGAUACGUAACGACACGACUUGCAUCUGUUCCGGGUGCGAGUUACGCCAUCCCGGAAUUACAAUAGCUGUGGCUCUGAUGAAAAGCAUGGAAAACGAUGAGAGCAAAUCGGGUGCGGAAAAUGCGAAGGAUUUUGCAGUUUAUUUGCUGGAAAAGUGGAAUUUCGGGCGAUGCGACGACGUCGUCGUCAUCCUUGUUUCGUCCGUCGAUCAUCAGUCAUACGUGGCUUCGGGAUCGACCGUGUUCUCUGUGCUGUCCAAAGAAUUGUCCGAUAAGAUCUUUGAAUCUAGCAGGGCUCACUUUGACAAUGGAUAUUUUUAUCAGGGAUUGGAAUCCAUCGUGGAAUCUUAUUAUGACGUCCUGAGACGAAAGCAGCAACAGCAGCAGCAUGUCGCGACAUACAAAGAAAAUAAAAGAACCUUUAACGACAGAGACAUUACCAUUGCCUUGGUGGUGUCCGUGGCCACGUUAGCGGCGCUGCUGGUAUUCUUGGCCAUACUGUUGUACAGGAUGAAGAAGAGACAACGGAAGACAACUUUGAGAAGUAACUUAACGAGAUGGCACAAUACCAAACAGAUGAAGUCAGACGAUUACAGAAUCUGCGACACCGACGACCGUUCGGACUGCAACAGCGAGGCGGAAUCCAUUGAAGAGAGGGACGAUGCCAAUCGAACAAUCGGAAUGUUCCCUCCUACCAAAAGGCAGUUGAGUGCAGUUAUGGAAGAAUCCGAAAAUGAAGAGGAGGAGGAGGAAGACGUGGAGAGCGAAGAGAGAUCGAGGACAUUGAGUUGUGAUCAGAAGAAUAAUGUUAACAAUAUACCCAGAAUACCUCGUUUUCAGCAUUGUGACAACCAGUUUUCUGCAGAAAAAGAUUUAUAAAAGUUUUUUUGGAUAAGAUAUAAUAAAUUUUAGAACCACA